Blastomyces gilchristii SLH14081 is the source of this 3937-nucleotide messenger RNA. RefSeq lists its product as uncharacterized. The transcript has 4 exons. The coding region runs from base 435 to 1763 and encodes 442 amino acids. NCBI's taxonomy places the organism in Eukaryota, Fungi, Ascomycota, Eurotiomycetes, Onygenales, Ajellomycetaceae. The record is from RefSeq and is a predicted model, not a curated record. Gene Ontology annotation, biological process: pyrimidine nucleotide-sugar transmembrane transport. Gene Ontology annotation, molecular function: pyrimidine nucleotide-sugar transmembrane transporter activity. Gene Ontology annotation, cellular component: Golgi membrane; intracellular membrane-bounded organelle.
UUUAAGGCCGUAGGCAUACUUUUAUUCGCCCUUUGUUUAAGCCAGGAGCCAUGAUAAGAGCCAGCGUUCUCAGCAGGACAGUUUGCCGUUUGGAAAAUUGUAAGUAUUAUCUAAUUACCUCGCUUGCGCCCCCCAUCUCAAAUCCAACCGCCAGCUUGAUCGACAAGGUGGGUUAGCGCGAUAAGCGCUCUGGGUCACAAGAUAAACGACCACAACCGCUUUUGAUAAUGACCUCUCUGCAGCAGCAGCAACAACGCAACAUCCUGUCAAAAUGGGUUCUUAACCACAUAUCUACGCAUAUGCUUUAACUCCACGACGGUUCUUUCUAUCUCUUCUCUCAAUCCAACAUCUUUCAGCCGGGGCUUCGUUCGCCAUCCCGACACCAACAGAUCCAAUACCAACCAAACCCUGGUUGCUUGGAUAUUACCAUCGAAAUGGCUUCCAAGUCACUCAUUCCGUUCCUGGUCACCAUGAUGUUGGUGACCGGUGUUUGUAACACGAUCCUUACAAAAUACCAGGACAUGCAAUGUGUACGCAACUGCGAUUCCCCCGACCCAAAAAAGAGGGAAUUGUUUGAACAGCCUGUCGUCCAAACCCUCCAAAUGUUUGUCGGAGAAAUGGGGUGUUGGCUGGUUGUGUUGGGAUGCAAUCUCUGGAAUCAGCAUAUCAGCCAUCGAUUCGGUGCUUCUACUGAAACAUCCCUUCUUGCCGGUGGCUACGAACCAGUUGACGGUGAAGAGGAUACCGAAUCUGAUGAUGAAUUGAACUCUACCUCCCCCUUAAAUGGCAGCCCUCGGGCUUCCGCUACCAAGAUCUCUUCUAGGGACCAUGAUGGCAGAAUAAAACUGAAAGAUUGGAAGGUGUUCUUGCUGGCUGCACCAGCAUGCUGUGAUAUCACGGGCACCACACUUAUGAAUGUCGGAUUGUUAUUCGUCGUUGCAAGCAUAUAUCAGAUGACCCGAGGUGCACUCGUGCUCUUUGUCGGUCUCUUCAGUGUGAUUUUCCUUCGCCGGAAAUUAUAUCUAUACCAAUGGCUAGCUUUGUUCGUUGUUGUCCUUGGCGUUGGACUUGUCGGGCUUGCCGGUGCCAUCUUUAAGGAUAAGCAUCAAGCGUUGGACGGAGCGCACCAAACUAUGGUUCAACUCUUUUCAAGGGCAGUAGAGGAUGAGGAUUUUGUUAUUGACACUCCAGUAGCUGUCAAGACUGUUAUUGGGGUGCUAUUGAUUGCGGGAGCGCAAGUUUUCACAGCCAGCCAAUUCGUUUUGGAAGAGUGGAUUCUUGAGAAUUAUGCCAUGGACCCUAUAAAGGUUGUUGGUUGGGAAGGAAUCUUUGGAUUCCUAGUCACACUUGUCGGGAUGAUAAUCCUCCAUCUCGCUAUCGGCAGUACCGAAAGUGGGAAGGGCGGAUAUUUUGAUGUCAGAGAAGGGUGGCACAACAUGACUACCAACAGGGCUAUUGCGGUAUCGAGUUUACUAAUCAUGAUCAGUAUCGGCGGCUUCAACUUUUUCGGCCUCAGCGUCACACGAUCAGUGUCUGCCACGUCUCGCAGCACCAUCGACACAUGCCGCACCCUCUUCAUCUGGAUCAUAUCUCUUGGCCUUGGCUGGGAGUCAUUCAAAUGGCUCCAGGUAGUUGGCUUCGCUAUGCUUGUUUACGGCACUUUCCUUUUCAAUGAUAUCGUAAACCCUCCUCUGAGAGCAUGCCUACCAACGGACCGACGAAGGGAAGAGCUAUUUCCUGAAGAGCCAAUCGAACAUAUGUAGAUGGGUAUAGUUUUCACACGAGCAAUGUCAUUGAGACUUUUCUUGCGGUAAUAGUUAACGGGUAUAGACGAUUUUGAAUAUUCGUGUUGUUUGUCUUGAAUCUUAUUUCGCUUGCGGUUCAAAUUUGGGUUCUCAGCUGACGUUCUUGAGGUCGACUUUCUUUGAAUAUGAGCAUUAUUUCUGUUGUUACGUUGACGGCGUAGAAGCAUGUUAUAUCGGGUCUUUCCAACCCAUGCGCAGGCGUUUCUCCAUAUGUUAUCACAAUUUACCAUUCUUUCAUUCAUCACAGCUAUAUACUCCAUAUCUACAACAAUUCAACAUUUCCACAUGGUUCGAUCUACACGUCUUCAAUCUGACAUCAUAUUGCCCCCUUGUUUACUUCAGCCCAUCAUAAACUUUCUUCUCAACAUCAAACCAUAACGGAACUAACUUGGCAUCCGCAAAUGGCAAAAUCUGCGUACAAAUCACACCAGCAAUACCAUGCUCCCGAUCACACCACCAGAACAAGUUCGCAAUACCCGCCCACAUUGCGCUCUUCACGCUCCUACCGGUCAAACUGCUCGUGAUCAUGAACGACAAGCCCCAGCCCUGCGGUUCAUUGUUGUUCAGGGGGUAGAUGUCCGGCACAUUGUUGACGAGGUCGGGUUUCUUGUUCAGCAGGUUACCUUGCCUGCCAAAGUUGGGCAUGUGGGGGAUAUGGUUUUGGAACAUAAGGUCGACGGUGGAUUUGGUGAGGAUUUGUUUGCCCGUUUUGGGCGAUGUGCCGUCGUUUAGCAAGGUGGUGAGGAUGUCUGGAUCAGGGUGGUAGGUGCGGGAGGCAUUAGCUUCACGCGCUGGGUGUUUGCGUAUGCAUACAAAUUCACACCUCGGCAAGGCAACACAAGAACCAGUGACAAAGAAACUUAUCAAUUAACUCACCCAAAUAAUCUUGCGAGGUGGAGAAACAACCCGCUCCGCCGGAAUUCAGCAUGCCUUUGGUCUCCUCCUUGUUCUUGGCCAGUAGGGGCCACCUUAACAAAUGAUCCCUCUGUGAUAAGGUGCCAUCUGGGUUCCGGGAAUGCAUAUAUGCCAGCCUCGCCUUCAUCUCAGCUGAAGGGAGCAUGCUGAUAUUCUUUAGCCCGAGAGGCUCGAAAAUAUACUUAUGGAAGUAGUCAUUGAGCAAGAGGCCGGUAACCCGCUCGACAGCGAUUCCUGCCCAGUCAAUGCCAACCUAUGAGUUGGGCUAAUGUGUCAGCUUAUGGAGAUAUUCUACUAAUUUCUUUGUUUCGGCGCUUCUCGAUAAUUAGGUAAAGUACGUACACCAUACUCAAACCCCUCGCCAGGUUGGAAGAUCAACGGCUGCGUAACAUCGUAUACGUGACCUGAGAAUUCAUCGAAGCCAAUAGGCCGGUUGUAGUCUCGAACCUGUUCAUUGAAAAAGGAAUAUCCAAAUCCCGCUAUAGUUGUUUACCCAAAUCAGCCCCAUCAUCUUACACAUCUUCUAGAAAUGCAAAACACUCUAGAACCGGGAUGAGGUGAAAUAAGCUUGGGCGGGGGGGAAAGAAAAAUACCAGUGUGCGUCAACAACAUCCUCAACGAAAUCCCUCUCUUCUUCUCCACCACCGUCCCAUCCUUCUGCAAGACUUUCAACUCCUUCAAUUCCGGGCACAGGCUUUCAAUCUGCCCAGCAUCAUAGAGAGAAAGUUUCCCCUGCUCAACCAGCUGCAUGCAAGCAAUUCCAGUAAUCAUCUUCGUGAACGAAGCGAUCCAAUAGACAGAGUCCAGGGUCAUGGGCUCGUCGACCCCCUUGCCGCGUUUGCCUGCGGCAUGGGCAAAGAGCUGCUUGCCUUCUCUGUCGGCUACGACGAAGGUCACCCCCGGGAUUCCGCGCUCUUGAUCCGCACAGGCAUUUUCAAGUGUCUGGCGGAUGGAGGUGACACUCUCGGGUGUGAGAUCUUUGCCCAUUGUCAGGUUGGGAUUGAUGGCUCUUUAGGGGCUCUUUAGGGGCUGUUAAUUCAUGUUCUUUCUCUGUAUAUAGAAAUAAAUAUAAAGAUAUUUUCAUCUCAAUACCAAGAACUUAGCAACUAAGUACGGCGUCAAAUGGGCAUUUUAUACUAGUGUUACAAUGAGCACACAUUAAUGCUAAUACAAUCAAGAUCUCCUCAUUGGAGGUUGUAUGAAAGAAUGACCCACAU